AUGUCGUUAUCAUCAUCAUCAUCACUUAAAGAUGAAAAUACAUAUGAACAACUAUUGGAACAUAUAAAAGAGUUUUUAAUAAUAAACAAGGUUAAAAGGAGAGUUGUAGAUUUAAUAACAGAUGAAAAUGAUCAUAUCAAAUUAUAUAGAUAUUUAUUAUUUGAUUUUUCAGAAUCAGUGUCGGCAAUGGUAAAGAGAUAUAUUAUGUUUAUCAAUGUGGGUGUUCAAGAGGAUGGUAUUCAAGAAACAAUUAAUGAAUACAGGUUUGGCAGAGGAGAAGAUUAUAAAGAUGUCGACGAUUGUAAUAUAAGAACAUUGGUAUUUAAAAUUGGUUCAAGUGAAUACAAUAUAACUUCAAAAAUAGAUGAAACUGAAUUUAUAGAGUGUUUCAUAAAUACUCAAGAUCUCAUCAACUUUACAAUUAGAUUCAUCUCCAAAACAGUUAAAUACCACAAUCUUUCCAGUUUUUGUGAUUCAGUUGAUUCAAAUUCUAGUUCAUUUAAAACAAUUAGUUAA
Messenger RNA from Dictyostelium purpureum, 516 nucleotides. RefSeq lists its product as uncharacterized. The record is from RefSeq and is a predicted model, not a curated record. The transcript has 2 exons. Bases 1 to 516 code for a protein of 171 amino acids. Lineage: Eukaryota; Evosea; Eumycetozoa; Dictyosteliales; Dictyosteliaceae.